UCAGAUUAUACCAGAGAAGAAAGUAGAAAACGAAAGCCGGAAACCGCGAUCCACGGUUCCGAAACCGCGGUCCCCAGGUCUCCGCCCUCGUGGAAGUGAAACUAGGAGGAGAUCUUUUCUUCAAUCUGAAGCCCGAUUCCCUCCCCCAUGUCGCAAUCUCGAUCGCACUAAUAAAAUCUAUUCAUCUACCCCAUCCGUAUCUGUAUCGGCCGCUUGGGAGAUCGCUUUCCAUAUAAACCCGGCUCUUUCCGAACAUAGAAGGGGGCGGAGGAUAUCACUGCCCCUCUCUUCCCCUCCGCCACUCCUUCCCCUUUCCCCGUUUAAAGAAAGGGUCGCCUUCUCCGAUUCUUGGACAAGAGAUCGAACAAGAAGAAUAAAGGGUUUCGGAGGAAGGCGAUUACAAAGAAAAGGGAAAGACCACCUAAAGAAACGAAAUUAUGGUUGUGGAGGCAGUCGUGGCUGAUAUUACUCCUAGCCAGGUCAAAGAAGGAAUUGAAGGAGACAAUACAUUUCUUGCUGAAAUGGAUAGCAAGACAAAAUCUAAUCAGGGACAGGGACUUGAUGGACCGAGAAAUUUUGAUUCUGUGGAUGAUUCACAUGGACUGAAUGGAGAGAGCAAAGAGGGAGAUCAUGUUGCCAAUCUCAAUUUUCCAAAGGAUGCUGUAGAUGAGUGGCCAGCACCAAAGCAAAUCCAUACCUUAUGCUUUGUCAAGUACCGUUCUUAUGAAGACCCAAAACUGAGGGCCAAAAUUGAACAAGCUGACAAAGAGAUUCAGAAGAAGAAUCAAGCUCGAUUCCAGAUAACUGAAGCAUUAAGGGCCAAAAGGUCUGAGCGAGCACAAGUGAUUUCACAAUUAAAGCCUUUGACCGCCGAGGACAAACAAUACCGGAUGAUUAUGGAUGAGAAGAGAAAAGAAAUGAAACCAUUUCAAGAAGCUUUGGGCAAGCUGCGUAGCGCAAAUAAUGAUGUGAGGGAGAAAGGAAUGGGUUUAUGCUCUUCAGAGGAAGAGCUUAAUGAACUUAUCCAAAGCCUGCAUUAUCGUAUGCAACAUGAAAGCCUCACUUUAGUUGAGGAGAAACAGUUGAUGAAGGAGAUCAAACAGCUUGAAGGAACAAGAGAAAAGGUUAGCAUUAAUGCUGCUAUGAGAGCUAAAAUUCAGGAUUCCUUAGGUCAGAGAGAAGCUAUUCAAGACCAGGUCAAAUUACUAGGUGGUGAUAUUGAUGGAUUGAAAAAGGAGCAACAAGCAGUUAGGAUGAAAAUCAGACAACUGGAGGAAGAACUGAAGACCAUAGAUGGUGAAAUCAUUUCCUUGCAGGAGGAGUUGACUGCUGUGAAUGAGAAGAAGGACAAAGCUUUUGAAACUCUCAAUGAAUUGAGAAAAGCACGUGAUGAAGCAAAUGCAUGUUACUUUCAAAACCGUUCACUCUUGAACACUGCCAAGGAUCUUGCUGCAAAGAAGGAUAUAGCAUCACUGCAAGAGCUUGCCCAUGCCGAGGAAGAGAAAUUUAUGUCACAGUGGAACAGUAAUAAAGACUUCAGAGAUGAUUAUAAGAAGAGGAUAUUGCCAUCACUUGACAUUCGGCAGCUUAGCAGGGAUGGACGGAUGAGAAACCCUGACGAAAAGCCAAUUGUUUCGGAGGCACCAUCUACAGAACCAGAGACCAUGCCGAUUAAAGCAAGUGUAAAACAAGCAAAGGAGGGUGCGAACCCUGCUCCACUACAUGAUACUGUCACUAGCCGCAAGUUACACGAUGAUGGGAAUACUAAAUCGACUGAGGUGGCAUCGAAAAGAAAGAUGAGUGGUCCCAUGGAGACUGAAAACACUUCAGUGACUGACAUAUCCCAGAAGGAGCCUUCAAAAGUUGAAGAGAUUGAUACUGUGAAGUUGAAGGAGAUGAAAAGAGAGGAGGAGAUUGCAAAAGCUCAGUUGGCUUUGGAGAGGAAGAAGAGGCAAGCUGAGAAAACUGCAGCAAAAGCAGCAAUCAGAGCUCAAAAGGAAGCUGAAAAGAAACUCAAGGAAAAGGAGAAGAGAGCUAGGAAAAAGGCAGGGACGUCUGCACCUGCUGCCCCGGAUGAGCAGACUGAAAUGGACAUGCAGAUCAUGGAGCCCGAAGAUACUAAUGUGAACAUAGAAGCCCCAACUUCCGAAUCAAGCAAAGAACAAAAAGAAAAAGCUAGGUACAGAAAUCGCCCAAAAGGUCGGGCUCCGCUCCCUAGGGUCAUCCUUAAGAGGAAGAAGUCACAUUCAUAUUGGUUAUGGGCUGCUCCAGCGGUAGUGGUGGCUCUGGUGCUUGUGUUGUUGAGUUACUACUUUUCUUUUGGAAGAAACUAAGGUAGAUUAGUCUGAAUUCAAGAUGCAGACCAGUUUUGCAGCGAGGGAAUACUUUGGCAAACAAUCGAAUUAUACCUGUGUCUUUCUGGAGGGUGAAUUCACUCAGUUGACAAACGUUAUAUGGGAUGCUCAUGCAGUGUUGAGUUUUUAUUGGACAACAUGCUGUAUGUUACCUUUUUUGUUGAAGUUUUACUUCAAAAAAUAUGUUGCUGGGAAUAAGAUAGUUGCAUGGUGUUGUGAGAUUACCAGAUAUGGUUUUUAUUUGUUCCUUUAUUUUGAAUCAUUCUUACAGAAUUCUCAUGGGGGGAUCGAGUUGAUUGCUAAAUGGAGGGGGUCCUGAAUGAAUAAGUGAAGUUGCUGUUUAUUUC
This is a messenger RNA of Elaeis guineensis (African oil palm), 2701 nucleotides long. Lineage: Eukaryota; Viridiplantae; Streptophyta; Magnoliopsida; Arecales; Arecaceae. The record is from RefSeq and is a predicted model, not a curated record.